Messenger RNA from Xenia sp. Carnegie-2017, 784 nucleotides. RefSeq lists its product as uncharacterized. The record is from RefSeq and is a predicted model, not a curated record. The transcript has 2 exons. Bases 157 to 525 code for a protein of 122 amino acids. Lineage: Eukaryota; Metazoa; Cnidaria; Anthozoa; Malacalcyonacea; Xeniidae.
GAAGUGGAUGAGCUCCUGACUAAAUUGUAUUACUUGUACCAAAAGUCGGCAAAGCGCUAUCGCGAAUUGAAGGGAUUCAGCGAGAUUUUCGAAAAGAGCAUAGCAAAGCCAGCCAAAGCCUUUGGAGCGAGAUGAAUCACCCACAAGUUGAAAGCCAUGGAGACCUUUGUUGCCAAUUAUGGCGCAUACAUGCUACACAUUGAGUCAUUGUCCCAAACAGAUUCGGUGCCAGCAAAAAGAGAAGAAUUGAAGGGUUUUUUGUCAAAAUGGACGUAUGCAAAGUAUCCUAUGCUGAUGACAGUAUACAUUGACAUUUUGACGCCUUUGAAGGUUCUUAGCCUGGGAUUCCAAAAGGAAGUUCACGACCCUAUUAAAGCGGUGAAGCGCAUUAAUGAAUUUGAGUGGACUAUGGUCAAACUAAAAGAAUUGAUCAAUAAAUGUGUUCAGGACGACUCCGAAAAACUUAUUAAUUUUACACGGUUUUUGAAGGAGUGCGAAGCCACAACGUCCGACGACGGUAAGUAAUUGAUGAAUGAGUCCCUGACUUUACGUACGCUUGAAAUGUUUUUUUACAGAGUAGAACCUCACCAACCUUUGACAAAACGUCAAAAAAUUACCAGGCAUCAAGUGGAAGAACUUGAAGACGAUGAAGAUGAAGCAGGUACUUUUAAAUGUUAUAAUUAGUGUUUUGUAAAUGUAAUACUUUAUGUCGUAACAUUGCCUUUUCUGUUUCUGAAGAUGUUUCUUACCAAAAAAUAAAGCUAAAAGGGUUUAAUGCGUCCCG